Macrosiphum euphorbiae (potato aphid) is the source of this 426-nucleotide messenger RNA. NCBI's taxonomy places the organism in Eukaryota, Metazoa, Arthropoda, Insecta, Hemiptera, Aphididae. The record is from the annotation of a GenBank genome assembly.
AUGGAUGCCCGUAGCGAAAUGAACAUCGACGAAAUAUUAAGAACACUUAUAGGUACCCUCGUCGACGAAAUACUAAGAACACUUAUAGGUACCCUCGUCGACGAAUGCAUGACCGACGAGGAAGACAGGACAAUUGAAGACAUCGUAACCACUCUCAUGGAAGAGAUCAUGGACGCUGUGUUCAUCGACGAGGUAACUCCGGACACGAAGGCCGGCGGAGGUGUCCCGACGAUGGUCGCCGAAACAGAGGUCGAUGAGACAACGGUCGCCGAGACAAAGGUCGACGAAAAGUUGGUCACGUAUGCUGAGGCUGAUUCAGAGGCGGACUGGCCAGGUGGGACGGUAGGAAAAGUCCUACUGGGCCGCAGGCUUUCUAAGGCCGCCGGGCCGAACCAUGUAAAUUUAAAAUUUAAAUAUUUUAACUAA